This is a messenger RNA of Populus trichocarpa (black cottonwood), 769 nucleotides long. RefSeq lists its product as uncharacterized. The coding region runs from base 168 to 548 and encodes 126 amino acids. The transcript has 2 exons. The record is from RefSeq and is a predicted model, not a curated record. Lineage: Eukaryota; Viridiplantae; Streptophyta; Magnoliopsida; Malpighiales; Salicaceae.
ACAAUUUUGUCAUUAUGUACAUCCAAGAAAUAGUUGAAUCUGACAGAUUUCCCGGGAAAUUGUGAUUCUUGUGAACAAAGAAGAGAAAGUCCUUAAGAUCCCAAAAACAGUAGCAAUCUUUUAGCAUCUGAUUAUCAGGGGCAUGACACAACAAACUAUUUAUUUAAAUGCCCAGUUUUAUAGGUCCCUUCUUUUUCCUCUUCUUCCUUGGCAAGCAAAAGAGAGAACGAAAAGGUUACACUUACUUGAAAGACAGAUUUAUGAGGGAAGAAAAAAUGGCAAUAGAUAGAGCAUCAUCAUUUCCAGAGGCUGAUGUUGAUCAAGCAUUGAACCCUAGCCAAAACAAGGAGUUUGAAGUUGAUCCUGUAUCAUCAGAUAUUGCCACCUCAAAGGAGACUCGGCAGGAACAAGAUGAGGCUGCACGAAAAAGGGAAAGGGAAAAGCAGGAUGCUAUGCAUAAACUCAAAACAACCAUCUUAGUUUCAGCCAUGAUCAUUGCUGUUGCCGGGGCUGUCUUUGCCGUAACCAAAAAAUUGAGAGAGAGAUGAAAUCACUAGCCGGAUGGUAUUAUAAACUCCAGCAAUUGCUCAAUUUUCCUGAUAUCUUAAACCUUUUUUAGAUUUUUUUUUUUUUUUUUUGAGAUCACAAGGCAUUCCAUUCUUUCGAGGGAACUUUUUUUUAUGUAGCAGUGAAGGAUGGGCAUGUGCAUUCCACAUUGCUAUGUGAAUUACUGCAUAUUAUAAUAAUAAUAAUAAUAUUUGAAGGAGAA